AUAUUUACCGUUAGAUCGGUUUGUAAUUCAUACCAUAGGAUCAUCACUUGCUUCCGCAGUCACCAACAAGCUACCAAACCAAGAGGUUGCAGGGCUUGACUGGAGUGAGGAAAAAAUUGAUUUUGAUGCUGAAAUGGUUCGAAGCUACAAACGGAAAACUGAGAGGGCCUCUAUCCCUGCCGACGUUAUAUUGGGGGCUGCUAAACGUGUUAAGUGUGAACACAAGCCAAUCAGAGGAGUUGCAAAGGAUUUCGCCAUACCAUUUCGAACACUAGCACGUUAUUGCAAGAAGAUAACUCAUGAGCAACUGAAGGGUGAAGAUAAAGCAACGCUUAGAGUAGGCUAUGCUGCACACAGGAAAGUCCUCUCAGAUGAUCAAGAAAAGGAACUUUCUACAUAUCUUAAACAAGCAGCAGAUAUUUAUUACGGAUUAUCUGUGAAAGAGGUAAGAAAGUUAGCCUACCAGUUUGCUGAAGGUGCAAAUAAAACUUUUCCUCCAUCAUGGAAAGAAAACAAGAUGGCUGGUUCUGACUGGUUUUCUGGAUUCUUAAAAAGGAACAAGGACCUUUCCAUAAGGUCUCCAGAGGCCACUAGCCUCUCAAGAGCAACAAGUUUUAACAAAACAAAUGUUGCAUUAUUUUUUGAUAACCUGCAGUCUGUCCUUAAUCGGCAUAAUUUAGGUCCUAGUGACAUUUGGAACAUGGAUGAGACAGGGGUAACAACAGUACAGAAACCCAAUAAAGUUGUAGCACGCAAAGGCUUCAAACAAGUAGGUAAAAUGACUUCAGGUGAAAGAGGAACUCUUGUAACAAUUGCUGUUGCAGUCUCAGCAACUGGCAAUGUAGUUCCGCCUUUUUUUAUCUUCCCUAGAGUGCAUUUCCGUGACCAUUUCAUUAACAGUGCUCCUCCUGGUAGUUCAGGAGCUGCCAAUCCAUCAGGAUGGAUGAAGGAGUCACAUUUUUUGGAGUUUUUACAACAUUUUGUAAAGCACACUAAAUGUUCUAAGGAAAAGCCAGUUCUUUUGUUAUUAGACAAUCACGGCUCGCAUUUGUCCAUACAGGGCCUUGAUUUUGUAAGGUCAAUGGCAUCACUGUCCUUUCAUUUCCACCACACUGCUCACACAGGCUGCAGCCACUUGAUGUUAGUGUCUAUGGACCUCUGA
Messenger RNA from Portunus trituberculatus (swimming crab), 1162 nucleotides. RefSeq lists its product as uncharacterized. Lineage: Eukaryota; Metazoa; Arthropoda; Malacostraca; Decapoda; Portunidae. The transcript is spliced from 2 exons. Gene Ontology annotation, molecular function: DNA binding. The coding region runs from base 134 to 1162 and encodes 342 amino acids. Gene Ontology annotation, cellular component: nucleus. The record is from RefSeq and is a predicted model, not a curated record.